CACGAAGAAGAAACCCAUUUGCUUAAACCCCAAAAAUUAAACUCUCUCAAUCACCAAAAUGAGAGGAGGAAUCGGCAGAAAGCUCGCGAACCCAUCAAGCUUCUCCAUUUCCAGACAAACCCUACUCCCGUUUUCCACUUCCUCCAACAGCGGCGGCGGUGGCGGCGGCCGAGGUCGCGGCCGCGGCGGCCCAACUCCCACCGCUCCUUCUCUCUUCAACUACCUCGCCGACCAGUUCCCGCCUCAACCCGACUCCGAAUCCGACCCGCCCGCACCUCUCCCCGCUGCCGGCCACGGUCGCGGCAAACCCUUAUCCCAACCUCCGCCUUCCUCCGCCUCGGGGAUCAGACCCGGUUCGUCCGCCGGUCGGGGAGGCUCGGGUCACGUGCAGCCCCCGGCCGAGUCACGUGAGGGAGGUGAUUCGGGUUUACCCAAGAAGCCUGUUUUCUUCAGACGGGAAGAUGCGGAGGAGAAUCUACCGGCGGGUUUGAUGACGGCGUUGGGCAGAACCGGGCGGGGGAGGCCCAUUUCGGGCCCGGCGGCCCAAAGUGUGGAGGAGAAUCGGCAGAUUGGGGCUCCGGUGGAGCCCAAGAGGGAGCCCCGGAAGCCGAAAUUGACCCGGGAGGAGGCGGUGAAGCAAGCAAUGGGGAUAUUGCAGCAGGGAGGCGGUGAGGGAGCGGAGGUUGAUGGUGGUGGUGGUGGCGGAAGAGGGAGAGGAGGAGAGAGAGGGAUGAGAGGGAGAGGAGGAGAAAGAGGGAGAGGGAGAGGAGGGAGGGGAAGGAGAGAAGGAGAAGGAGAUAGGAGAAGGCAAGGGGAUGGGGAUGGCGGCAUUGCGCCGGGGCUUUAUCUUGGGGACAAUGCCGAUGGGGAGAAGCUGGCUAAGAGGCUUGGCCCCGAAGUUAUGAAUCAGUUGACUGAAGCAUUUGAGGAUAUGAGUAAUCAAGUGCUUCCGUCGCCUUUGGAUGAUGCUUAUGUCGACGCAUUGGAUACCAAUUGUAUGAUUGAGUUUGAGCCGGAGUAUCUUAUGGGGGAGUUUAAUCAAAACCCAGAUAUUGAUGAAAAACCGCCUAUUCCUCUCAGGGAUGCACUUGAGAAGAUGAAGCCUUUCUUGAUGGCAUAUGAGGGUAUUCAAAGUCAAGAGGAGUGGGAGGAAGCCAUGAAGGAGACAAUGGAAAGAGUUCCAUUGUUGAAGGAAAUUGUCGAUCAGUACAGCGGACCAGAUAGGGUAACUGCAAAGAAACAACAAGAAGAGUUAGAAAGAGUUGCAAAGACUCUUCCUGCAAAAGUACCUGAUUCUGUAAAGCAGUUCACUGAUCGCGUGGUGCUUUCUCUCCAGGGCAACCCUGGCUGGGGAUUUCACAGGAAAUGCCAGUUCAUGGAUAAGUUAACGGAAAAGGUUUCCAAGCACUACAAGUGACCGUGGAAUGGUCAGUUCCUAAUACUUAAUGAUGAACAUGGUCACUGUUGAAGCUCAUAAUGCAGAAAAGAAGUGGUCAAUGAUGCUGUAAACUUUUCACUUCAAGUUAUUUUGCCCAAAAUUUUUGUACUUGUACCAUUUUUUAGUUGUUACAAAAGAAUAGCUCAGUUCUCUUAAAUUGUUCUCAGCUACGAUCAAAGAAGAAUCGCGGCAUUUGUUUGUAAUAAUUUGCUAUCUAUGCAGCAUAGCACUAGUGAAAUCAUUUUCAGGCAACGUGGCAUUGCUUUUGAUUGAAUGCCAUCAGUAACUGCCCUGAAUGAGCUGAUUAUGUCAAUUGUGUUGUAUCACAAUGAUAAUUUGCAUUUUCACUGUU
Messenger RNA from Rosa rugosa (rugosa rose), 1790 nucleotides. RefSeq lists its product as uncharacterized. NCBI's taxonomy places the organism in Eukaryota, Viridiplantae, Streptophyta, Magnoliopsida, Rosales, Rosaceae. Bases 59 to 1417 code for a protein of 452 amino acids. The record is from RefSeq and is a predicted model, not a curated record. The transcript has 4 exons.